AUGGCGCCGCCAAAGGACAAAGAACGAAAGAGAAAGUUUCAUCGGAGAAGCAAAAACGGAUGCACUCGAUGCAAGGCCAGGCAUGUGAGGUGCGACGAGCAAAAGCCGCUUUGCACCAAUUGCCUUCAGACGGGAAGUGAAUGCAUAUAUCCGACUCCAGAACAACCACUCCCAUCCAAUGAUUCGUCACCUUCGCCAUCAUCGUCGUCCAGCAAUGUUGCUCUGGGGAGCUUUGGGUCCCAAAUGGCACUUACCGAGUCAACGGCACCGGCAUCGCCAGGGAUGAGCAAUGCCCUCAAUAACUACGUCGGAGGCUCCUUCGAUGCUCUUCCGGAGCACUCCAAACGCCUUCUGCGACAUUUACACGGUUUGGGGUUCGAGACCUGUUGCUCGGGAGCUGGAAUCUUCAGCCCUGCUAGAAUACAAAAAUCGUUCGAGAACCCUGGCUACAUGCACAUGUGCCUCAUGCUAUCAGCGUGUCAGUGGGCAUGGGUUACCGGUUCGAUGGACGAGGUCAGGAUCCCAUUCCUGUACCAUAAAGCAGCAACCUAUCAAUUCGCGAGAGAGCAGCUCCAGAGUCCUGAAUUGGCACAGAGCGGAGACACUAUGUUGGCUAUAUCUGCGCUUGCGCUGACUGAGGGCGCGAUAGGAGAACUGGACGCCUCCUCAAGACACUUGAAGGGUAUACAAUCUGCAGUGAAGGAGUGGAAUAGGGUUGUCGAUCCAGUGCCGACGUUGCCCCAGAGAAUGCUCAAGAUGGUCGGAGAAGGACUACGAACCGGAAAAGCAGGCCAGCUCGUGAACGUGCCCGAAUACCAACCAACCUUUAUGGCUCUCCUAUUUGCGUCGAUAUGGGAUAUCACAGCGCUGCCGCCACGCGAAGCUCCGAGAUAUGGCUGGUGGGAAGAUCUCGAAACCCCAGCGGCCAGACUUUGGCAAAAUCAUACCAGAGACCUCAACCUCAACUAUGAGAUUUCAAGAGGUUUCAGCGCGAGUCAAUAUGUACCACGAAUCUUGAACGGCGACCCUAAAAGUAGCCGAACAAGUUUCAUAGCGACCUUCUUCUAUCUUUGUUCUGAGCUGGGCGACAGAUACUUCGAUGUAACCAUGAUCGACUGGCUCCUUGAACAACUCAUAGACGAUGUUAAUGCAGGCGAAGAACAUCUAAGGAUGAGUGAAUGGACACAGUCACUCUGGUUAUUUUGCGUACUGUUUGGUGCGUCCAUAGCAUUCACUGGCCGGGCCAAUAAUGUAAUCGAAGAAAGACAACUGAGCAAAUGGCGAGGCGUUUACGGCGACAAAAUGAAACUGGCCAGUCGAGAGCUGGGAAUCAAAAGCUGGCAGUCAGCCCGGGCGAUGCUGGCUGAAGUGGUGGGAGGGAUAGACGGCGAAUUAGAAAAGGGUCUAGAGGAGUUAUGGAACGAGGGGAUAUCAGGAGAGACAUCGGGCGAGAGCAGUGCAAGUCCAGCAGUAGUAGAGCUGUCAGAAUCCGACUAA
This is a messenger RNA of Fusarium mangiferae, 1497 nucleotides long. RefSeq lists its product as uncharacterized. NCBI's taxonomy places the organism in Eukaryota, Fungi, Ascomycota, Sordariomycetes, Hypocreales, Nectriaceae. Bases 1 to 1497 code for a protein of 498 amino acids. Gene Ontology annotation, biological process: regulation of transcription by RNA polymerase II. The transcript has 6 exons. Gene Ontology annotation, molecular function: zinc ion binding; DNA-binding transcription activator activity, RNA polymerase II-specific. The record is from RefSeq and is a predicted model, not a curated record.